CUCGGCCUGUUUAUUUCCUGUCAGUGUCAGUCCCGAAAGUAAAAGGAAGCGAAACUGUUACAGUAAAGUCGGCCUGAAGCGCCCGGACACUCCGCCAUGAAGUUCGUGUAUAAACAGGAACAUCCCUUUGAGAAGCGCCGCUCUGAGGGCGAGAAAAUCCGCAAGAAAUAUCCCGACCGAGUCCCGGUUAUUGUGGAGAAGGCGCCCAAAGCCAGAAUAGGAGAUCUGGACAAGAAGAAAUACCUGGUACCCCCCGACCUUACAGUCGGACAGUUUUACUUCCUGAUCAGAAAGAGAAUUCACCUCCGGGCAGAGGACGCUCUCUUCUUCUUUGUCAAUAAUGUCAUCCCCCCAACCAGCGCCACCAUGGGCCAGUUGUACCAGGAGCACCACGAGGAGGAUUUCUUCCUGUAUAUUGCCUACAGUGAUGAGAGUGUAUAUGGCAUGUGAGUGCCCCGCCUCCUCCAGAACCCCUGAGUCCCGCCUCCUCUCUACUUCCUGUUUGUUUCAUUGUGCCCCUGGGGCUGUAUUUGCUUUUUUUGGGGUGGGGGCUGCACUUCCUGCCCCUCUUUCCUUGGCAUUUCCAUAAGGGGGGGGGUAUUUGAUUUUGCCAAGUCCAAUACAGAUACUAAAGAGAUGUUGUGGCCCCAGGGGCCCGAGCCUCCGCUCCUUGUGGAUUUAGACUGUCCCUUUUUCCUGUACAAUCUAAUGGGAUUUUAUUGGAGCACAGAGAUGUGAGGAGUUGUGUGUGGCCCCCGGGGGCCUGAUAGUCAUUUCUAUGUUGUGUGCAGUGAGGAAGGAAAUAAAAAAUUUGUCUCAG
Xenopus laevis (African clawed frog) is the source of this 820-nucleotide messenger RNA. RefSeq names its product gamma-aminobutyric acid receptor-associated protein (gene gabarap.S). The record is from RefSeq and is a predicted model, not a curated record. NCBI's taxonomy places the organism in Eukaryota, Metazoa, Chordata, Amphibia, Anura, Pipidae. The transcript is spliced from 4 exons. The coding region runs from base 97 to 450 and encodes 117 amino acids.